CUUGGUUUCACCAAAUUACAAUCUGACAUUUUGGAUUUCACACAAUCUUGACUCUUGACAGAUCGAUUCGGCGUUCUCUCAUUACAGGUUAUAACGGCUAGGUAUUAAUUUCUGUAAGUUUCGUAUUAAAUACAUAAUUUUAAAAUGGAAAGCAUGGAUGUGGCUCAAGAAGGAACUUCGGCAGCCUCAACUCCAGUGGCGGAGAAUGGUGAGUUUGGGCCGGACAAGAAUGUUACUGCAGAAGAAAUGACGUCAAGAGAUUACUACUUUGACUCUUACGCACAUUUUGGUAUUCACGAAGAAAUGCUGAAAGAUGAAGUCCGAACUCUAACUUACAGAAAUGCUAUGUACCACAAUAAGCAUCUUUUUAAAGGAAAAACUGUUCUAGACAUUGGCUGUGGAACAGGAAUUUUGUCUAUGUUUGCUGCAAAGGCAGGUGCUGCUAAAGUUAUAGCAGUAGAGUGUUCUAAUAUUGUGGACUAUGCCAGAAAAAUUGUUGAAGCCAACCGAUUAGAUGACAUUAUAGAAAUUGUUAAAGGAAAAGUGGAAGAGGUUCAGCUGCCGGUAGACAAGGUGGAUAUCAUUAUCUCAGAAUGGAUGGGCUACUGUCUGUUCUACGAGAGCAUGUUAGACACCGUCCUGUACGCGAGGGACAAGUGGCUCAAACCUGAUGGCAUGCUGUUCCCAGACAGAUGCACACUAUUCAUUUGUGGUAUUGAAGAUCGUCAGUACAAGGAUGAGAAGAUCAACUGGUGGGAUGAUGUGUACGGUUUUGACAUGUCCUCCAUAAGGAAAGUAGCAAUCUCCGAGCCGCUAGUAGAUGUUGUUGAUGCUAAACAGGUUGUCACAAAUUCUUGUCUUCUAAAAGAAGUGGAUUUGUACACAGUGAAGAAAGAAGAUCUGAACUUUGAGUCAAAAUUCCAUUUACAAGUGCGCCGAAACGAUUUCAUCCAAGCUCUAGUGACAUUCUUCAAUGUGGAGUUCACCAAAUCUCACAAGCGGUUGGGAUUCAGCACUGCCCCUGAAGCCCCAUACACUCACUGGAAGCAGACUGUUUUCUAUUUUGAUGAAUAUAUGACGGUCAAGAAGGGCGAAGAGAUUAUGGGGACGUUUUCGAUGCGUCAGAACUCGCGUAACAAUCGAGAUCUGGACUUCGAAUUGGAGAUAUCGUUUAAGGGUGAGCUUUGCCAGGUGCAAGAGAAGAACCAUUACCGAAUGCGUUGAAACUCGCUACCAAUGUCAGAGAUAGGCAACACAACAAUUACAUUGUAAUUAUAUAACGAAUAUGGAUAAGAGUCAUUUUGAGGAAACAAUGAUUCAAUGCUAAGACGUAAAAUAAAAAUGUACGAACAUA
Molecule: messenger RNA, 1354 nt
Organism: Aricia agestis (brown argus)
Lineage: Eukaryota; Metazoa; Arthropoda; Insecta; Lepidoptera; Lycaenidae
Gene: Art1
Product: protein arginine N-methyltransferase 1
Exons: 8
Coding region: 145-1224 (359 amino acids)
Biological process (GO): peptidyl-arginine methylation
Cellular component (GO): nucleus
Molecular function (GO): protein-arginine N-methyltransferase activity
Source: RefSeq, a predicted model, not a curated record